Podarcis lilfordi (Lilford's wall lizard) is the source of this 7047-nucleotide messenger RNA. The record is from the annotation of a GenBank genome assembly. NCBI's taxonomy places the organism in Eukaryota, Metazoa, Chordata, Lepidosauria, Squamata, Lacertidae.
CUUGCGCCUGCGCGCUGCCGCCGUUGAGGGCUUUGUAGUCGCCUCUGAGUGACGUUAGGUCUCUCUUUCCGGCCUGGGCUCGCGGCGUGUGAGGAGGUGAGGCGAGGCCUGCUCCGUGUUCCCGGGCGGGCGGACGGGCCGUGAUUUCUCCCUCGCUGAGGUGGCCGGUUGAAAGCGGGGGGGGCAGGGGGUGAGGCGCGUACUCGGUUGAGCUGAUUCCUCCGCCCGCCCCCAGCUUCCCCUCUUCCCGGGGGUCACCUGCUUCCUCUGCCCUGAGGUGGGAGGCCCAGGGGGUGAGGGGACAUGAAGGAGACCCUUUUCAUAUACAGUGGUACCUCGGGUUACAUACGCUUCAGGUUACAGACUUGGCUAACCCAGAAAUAUUACCUCGGGUUAAGAACUUUGCUUCAGGAUGAGAACAGAAAUCGUGCUCCGGCGAUUGCCAAAAAGCAGAAUUUCAUAGUGAAUUUGCUCGGUAGACAUAUCCAAGGAAUUUUGAAAAAAUAGAAAUUAGAGUUUAUUGUGGGGCUUUUGUGUGUACCUUACCUGUGUUGCAAGAAGUGAAUCCAGGUAGCAGAGCAUCUGCUUUGCAUGCAGAUAUCCCAGAUUCUAUCUCCAGCAUAUCUGAGUAGAGCUGGGAAAGAACCCUGUCUAAAAUCCUGGAAAGCUGCUGCCAGCCAGUGUAGGUAGAGCUGAGUUACAUGGACUGCGUAAGGCAGCUCCGUAUCCGGAAAGUUAAGUGUGAAUUGAGAAUUGCAGCCUGAAAUGGAGCAUUUUUUUAAAGGUAAAACCUGUUGUGUUCAGUUUGCAAACACCCUUGUUUCGGAGUCCGUACAAGGCAAUUUCCUUUUUUUUUAUAUAUAUAUAAGAUAUUUAUUAAGGUUUUCAAAAUAUUACAAAGUAAAAAUAGAAAAAUACAAAAUAAAAAUAGUUAAAAACAACUCAAUCUUUCCAUUACAUAUUUUUCAUUAGCUUGUUUCCCGGACCUCCUCACCCCUCCCUUUUUUGUAUUCCAAUUCAGUUUGUUGGUUCAGCAAAUCCUUCCCCUCUUUGUUUAUCCUAAUCUUUAAUCUUAAAGUAUUGUAACAUUAAAUUUUUACCUGUUAAUAAUCCAUUUUUCAUAUUCCCUUAUAGUAUUUCAGCUAAAAACCACUUAAUUUCUAUCCAACAUCAUUCUAACAUUCAUUAAUUUUACAAUAUUUCUGUAAAUAAUCUUUAAAUUUAUUCCAAUCUUCUUCCACCGACUCUCGGAUUCUGCCAGUCGUUUCCGCCAGUUCCAUGUAGUCAGUCACCUUCAUCUGCCAUUCUUCCAGAAUGGGUAGAUCUUGUGUCUUCCAAUACUUUGCAAUGAGUAUUCUUGCUGUUGUUGUGGCAUACAUAAAAAAAGUUCUAUCCUUCUUUGGCACCAGUUGGCCGACUAUGCCCAGGAGAAAGGCCUCUGGUUUCUUCAAGAAGGUAUAUUUAAAUACUUUUUUUCAAUUCAUUGUAGAUCAUCUCCCAGAAAGCCUUAAUCCUUGGGCAUGUCCACCAAAGGUGGAAGAAUGUACCUUCAGUUUUUUUACAUUUCCAACAUUUGUUAUCGGGCAAAUGGUAGAUUUUUGCAAGCUUGACUGGAGUCAUGUACCACCUGUAUACCAUUUUCAUAAUAUUCUUCUUAAGGCAUUACAUGCCAUAAACUUCAUACCUGUGGUCCAUAACUGUUCCCAGUCAGCCAUCAUUAUGUUAUGUCCAACAUCUUGUGCCCAUUUAAUCAUAGCAGAUUUCACCAUUUCAUCCUGAGUAUUCCAUUUCAACAGCAAGUUAUACAUCUUUGAUAAAGUCUUAGUUUUGGGUUCUAACAGUUCUGUUUCUAAUUUUGAUUUUUCCACCUGGAAGCCAAUUUUCUUGUCCGAAUUAUAUGCCUCCAUUAUCUGAUAAUAAUGAAGCCAAUCUCGCACUUUGUUUUUUAGUUUCUCAAAACUCUGCAAUUUCAAUCUGUCUUGUACAAGGCAAUUUCCUGUACUCUUAAUAUCUGGCAGGUAGAAAUUGUUGCUUUGAGGAGGGGCUGUUCAUGUACUUACUUUCCGUUUAUUGGAAGUGCAGUAAAUGCACAAAUGUGUUUGUUUUCCAUCUGUUAAUCGUUGAACGAUAUCUUCCACUUAAGUGGGAGAUGGAAUUGGCUCCUCUCUCCACCCCUCCUCAAGUUCAGUAGAGGUGAGAUGACAGUGGGAUUUAGGUGAGAGAAUGUAUUUAGAUAAGUCUAGGCUGCCAUACAGUGUGGAGUGGGUGUGUAAUUCUGAAUCUUACAUUUCUUAUUCAUGGAUUAUUCAUUUACAUGUUAUGAAUGUCUCUUCUGAGUUUUACUAAGAGUAGACACAACUGGCUGUAAAGAUAGCAUGUCGCGGUUAAGAUAAUCUCAUCUCUGAAAAUUUGAAGGCAAUCUACUCUGACUUAGUUGAGUACCACCUCCCUGAUACAUUAAAUAAUUUUGCAUUGUUUUCAAGUAAACAGACCCUACUUUGCAUUGAAGAGGCUUGCUGCUGCUAAAAUGGAAAACACCCAUUGAUCAUUAUAGCAUUAGAAAUAUCAUACAACAGCAGUUAAUUUGAACAUAAAAAAGAUUGUCCAGUAUCUGAAGAAGUGUGCAUGCACACAAAAGCUUAUACCCAGAACGAACUUAGCUGGUCUCUAAGGUGCUACUGGACAAUUUUUUUAAAAAAAUUAUUUAUUUUGACUGCAUUAGACCAACAGGGCUACCACCUGAAAAUAAAAAAUAUUGUUAUAAUUUAAUAAUCUAGGGAAGUGCUCCUGCAUACAACUGAGAGUUUAAAUAAAAAUAAACACUUCAAAAGAAAUAUUCCUGCUUCAUUAAAUUAAUACACACAAUGUAGUUUUAAAUACGUGCAUAACUGAGAUGGGAAGAUGCUGGAAGAUAAGGACUCUGAUAGGUUACAGUCUUCUGGGGGUGAGGCUAUUUCUGUAAUUUUCAGUCACUUAAGCAUCUGCUAAGUACUGAUCUUUUAACAUAUCUUGUCAGAAAUUUCCUGUUGCACGUCACUUGUGGCAAAACCCUAGAAAAACACAAUGCAGAACGACGCUGGAGAAUUUGUGGAUCUCUACGUUCCUCGUAAAUGGUGUGUAUUAAUUUAUCCAUGGAAAUUACCAGUCUGCCUUGGGCAACUUGAAGAAAAUCAUGGCACAUUUGGGCAUGGGGUUAAAUCAUGGCUUUAGCCAUACAAUAACGCUCCUUGGGCUCAAGUGCUCCCAACCUGACUUCCUGGCAUGACUGGAGGAAGAGCACAGGAGCUUCCGCAGUUCAGUGUGUCAUCCAACCUGAGACAAGCUGGUUAAUAUUAAGUACAGAUACCUGAAGCAAGCUAGCUUGAUAAACUAUAACUUGAAGUUGGCUUUGUUUCAACUGCCCAUAGUUAAGAUUGAGCACAGUAUGUCCAGGUUUGGUGACAUAGCAAGCUGCAGUUUAUCUUAAACAGAAACAAAAGCUUCCAAACUUCUACUUGUGUUCAUGCAGAUUGAGGGAGUGUGUGAGCCCAAGGCUCGCUGGGGUUCAUUCUUAGAAUACCAAACUAUGGUUUACUGAUGUGUCAGUUGCUAUGUUAGCAUGGAGUUGUGGGUUUUGGGGGGAGGGUGUGGGGGUUACACCUUUAGGUGCCAGGAAAAAAACAUUCGUCUUCAACCAAGCCUUUGGCUGAUUAACAUCUGAUAAACCUUUUAAAUGUGUUGUCAGAGGGGGGUUCUUGGUUUGUUCUUGUUUUUUAUAUUGUAUUUUUACGUUGUGAACCACCCUGCGAUCUACAGAUGAAGGGUGGUAUGCAAAUUUAAUAAACAAGAAUAAUAAGAUUGAGCUAUUUGGCUGCUACAGCAGAAAAAAAGAUGAUUGCAUAGAUAGGUGCAUGCACCUGCCAGCUCAACUGUAGUAAAGGUAAGGUGGUUACAAGCAGGAUUUAAGAUACAGAAAGGCUAAGUUGAGGAUUCCAGAAAGAGAUAUGUCCAGGGCUUUAGUUCCAUGUAUUUCAAGAGUGCAGGGGGUGUCCCAGGCAUGCCAAGAGUGGGUGCAGCUGCUGUAAGACUAUGGUGGUUGUCUUCAGUGCAAGAUUUUCUAGCCGUGAACUUUUAUAUAUUUUCAUGGGGCUUCUUAUCUUCCCUUCAGCUCUGCUAGCAACCGGAUAAUUGGUGCUAAAGACCAUGCCUCCAUCCAGAUGAAUAUUUCUGAGGUGAGUAAAAUAUAAUUAAUUAGAAUAUACAAGUUGAAAGACGUUAAUGAAUGUGUUUUCUUUUUGGUACUGAAUUUCAUUUUAAUGAGGCUUGUAACCUGCCACUUGCCUGGGUUGCUGACUUUAUGUAAAAAAUGAAUUCCUAGCUCCAAUGGGCUUAUUAUGGCUACAGUAGGAAGAAGCCUUAAGUGUAAAAAGUUGGUUAAGCAUUGAUCUAACACAAGGCCACAUGGAGUUGACUGCAGUCACAAAGAGAACCAGUGUUGGUUACAACAUGGUGUCCCUGCAUAAUGUGCAGUUUUCUUUCACUCCUUUCUGCCUUUUGUGAUCUGGCCCUGAGUAUUAAAAGUUACAGCAGCGUAGCAAUAAUCACUGUUGCUUCUCUCAGGCUCCUGGGUCCAGAGGGCAUGGGACUGUAGAAUUACUUCCUUUGCUAGACUUCCUGCUGCAGGUGAAAAUAAAUUACAGGGUCUGCUUCCUGUAGCAAGCAGUAUUGAGAGAACAGCAUUCAUGGUCCAAAGGAAGCACAUUGGGGGGGGGGGGGCUUAUUUAUUUAAACAUAAACCUCAAAGCAGUUUAUAAAAAUAUAAGACAAUUAAAGCAAGGGGUAGGUCACAUUCCUUCCCUGCCAUUCUUUUGCUUUGAACUCUGGGUGCUGUUGGUCUAAUACUGCUUGCUGCAUGACUUUUUGUUUUUAUUCAUAAAAGUUAGUAUCAUCUGUUCCAUUGCUUCCCUUUGUGUUUUAAACAAAUUUCUAUUAAUUUUUGGAUGUAUUGUGGAUUAAUAGAAAUGAAAAAUUAAUCCUUUUGUGUACAUGGGACAUGGCUGACAUUUGUCCCAGAUUUCAGUAAUCCAGUAAAUCUGGGCAAACACAUUUUUCAUACAUAUUUAAACUAUUAAUUUGCUUUCUGUAAAUUCCCUGGUUAGAUUUGUAAGGGGUUCACUGCCGAUAAUUGGUAUCUUCUAUGCAUUGUGUUUUCCAGUAUAACUGCACAACAGUUAACAUGUUGAAAUGCAGUCUUGAUUCCCAUUUCAGGUUGAUAAAGUCACAGGCAGAGUCAAUGGCCAAUUCAAAACUUAUGCAAUUUGUGGAGCAAUUCGCAGAAUGGUAAGUAUGCACUUAAAAUGGUUUCUCUUCCCCAGUAGUAUAACUUCUGUUGUCUUUCCACCUCAGUGUUUGGCUGUUGUGGGGGGUGGUCUCACUACAUGUUGGGUCUUCUUUUAUAAAAACUGCAGCUCGCAAUUUAAUUUGACAUAUUUUACUGGUACCUUAUGAGUAGCAGCUCAUUUAAGGUUAAGAGACUAGAUCUUGGAGUUAAUUCUGUUUUAAAUAAGGAAAUUGUUAUCCUCUGGGUUGUGAGAGUAAUGUAAAGGGGCUCUUUACACUAGUAACAUUUAAACAUCCUUUCUCCAGGACUUUCAGUUGCUGGACUGCAGUGCUAGGCACAUUUACUUAGAAGUAACACACAUGGAAAUCAAUAAAUAUAUUUAUGAUUGGGCUUUUAGUCUUUCAUGUUUAACUCAUGAGGUGUGUAUGGAAAACAGAUUUGCAAGCAGUAUCAAAUUCUUACAUGAACUUGUACUAGAUUAACAUAAGCAAAUAUGAACAGAGCUGGAUACCACUGCAGGGAUUACUAAGUACCAUCUUCGUGGACUGUUCUGAAGCUCUUCAUUUGUCUCAAAAUAUGGUUGAUGAAUUAACUCACAGUGGCAUUCAAGAGUUCUCUGUUCUCUGUGUGUGCAAUAAUUUUUUGCAAGUUCCCUCUAUCAGUAAAUGAAUAGGCUACCAUGAAUAGUUGCACCUGAAAGAAGCAAUCAUUCCUUCUGUAUUACACACCAUCAUUCUGGAAUGAAUAGAGUGAACCUUAAUUUGAAGUCAUUUCAAGACAGUGGGCUACACUACUACUUAGUAAUGUAAUUCUGUCACAGGGAGGUAAGCAGUGUUGAAAACUGAUAGUUACCAUCUUAGAAUAACAUUUAGUGACCAAACCACAUCUGGUUGGCCACUGAGAAUGGGAUACUGGACUAGAUGGGCCAUUGGCCUGGUCCUACUGGUUAUUCUUACGUUCUUGUAAGAAUCUGACUAAGGCACCCAUUAAAAAAUUGUUAAGCAGGCCAGUAUUGUGAAAAUAGCCUAACCACAUUGUGUCCAAGUUUAUUCAAAAGCAAGAUCCAUAGUAUUAAGUUGUGCUUACUCACAGGUAAGUAUUCAUAAGAAUCAUUGCCCUCCCUUCUACUGAGGAAAAAGGAAAGCAAAUCAGUUGUGUACCCUACCCUGGUCAAGUGUUGGCUUGUGCAUUCCAAAAACCGAUUGCAGGAGAGCAUCUUAAAGCUCUGUAUGUAGAGCACUUUGAACAGGCCUUUGCCACUCAGUUAAACUUAUUUUCUCUGUUUCAGGGGGAAUCUGAUGACUCAAUCCUGCGCCUUGCAAAGAACGAUGGUAUAAUAUCCAAGUAAGUUUUGUUGAAUCUCAUAUCUCUCUCUCGGGUACUAAUGCAGCUGUGCAUUCUCAGUUUGCCAGCUUCUUGUGCUGUUUUGCUAAGCUUAAUAUGUACAUUUGUAACUGUUUCUUUUCCUUUUCCAGGAAUUUCUAAAGCAUGAUGAAGAAGCAUGAUGUGAAAUUUGUUAUAAAAUAAAACUGUUGGAAAACACCUAAAGUUCAGUGUGUCAUUUCAGCUCGUAACAGGUGAAACUGUUAAAAGAGGCUAAUUCUGAAGAUAACAGCAUUGUUGAUAUGGAUUACAUAGGGCAAUUUAAAUGGAUUCUUUUUAUAUUAAAAAAAAUAGGCUUGUGUUUGUGAUAGAUUGCAAUGGUAAUACUUAACAGCUAAAAUAGA